CGCGGCGCGGGCCGGUUUCUCCAGCGGGUGGCGCCCCCCGGCGGCAGCGGGCCUUCAAUGCGACGGCCUGGCCGGAGUGCCUGCCAUGGAGCCGCAGAAAGAGGCGCGAACACUCUGGGAGCCCGUCACGCGGCCGCCUGGGGGCUCAAGGUCUCAGACGCCGAACGAGGAGGAGCGGCGGGAGGGCGGUGAGGCGCCGGCGGCGGCAGCUCUGGGCGCAGAGGCCGACCACGCCAGCGCGCACGGGCUGUGGGAGCUGCCAGUGGAGCCGGCGGAGCGGAGGCCCGAGUGCGGCCGCUGCAGCCGGCCUGAGAAAGUAUGUUUGUGUCCAUUUCUACCAGUACAUCCUCUGCAUAUCUCUACUCAUUUGUACAUAAUUCAACAUCCAGCAGAGGAAAACAAAGUGUUGCGGACAGUUCCUCUACUAGCAGCAUGCCUUCCCCAGGACAAGUGUAAAGUAAAGAUUGGUCGUCGCUUCAGUGAAGAAAGAGAUCCUGAACUUUCAACUGUUUGCCGGAAGUCUGGUACAUUAAUAUUAUAUCCAGGGGCUGAAGCUGCUAAUUUGGAAGAAUUUAUAUUAGAUUCUCCUGUUUAUCCUUCCACAAUCAUCAUCAUUGAUGGUACAUGGAGCCAGGCUAAGGACAUUUUCUAUAAGAAUUCCUUGUUCCGACUUCCCAAACAGGUGCAGUUAAAAACUAACAUUUCUAGUCAGUAUGUAAUUCGGAUGCAACCAACUAACAGGUGCCUUUCUACACUUGAGUGUGCAGCUGUUGCUCUUUCCAUCUUGGAGAAAAAUAAUCAUAUACAAGAGACUUUGCUUCGCCCUCUUCAAGCUUUAUGCUCUUUCCAGCUUCAGCAUGGUGCUCAAAUUCGCCUCAGCAAGGAACAUCUUCUAAAAAAUGGAUUAUAUCCUAAGCCAAUGCCAAAGAACAAGCGCAAACUCAGGAAAAUGGAACUGUUAAUUAAUAGUGUUAAAAUUUAGUAUAGUUGUUCUUUUGGUGGUAGUUUAUCUGUCUUCAUCUGACAAUACCAAGUUGUUUUCAUGUUAACUGUGGGCUUGUGGGUUUUUGACUCUUUGAAGGAGAGUGAAAAUUGCAUACUAAUCCUGCCCAAAAGAAGGAAGUAAACCAAAUAUUCAUAAAAACAAAAAAAAUUUCACUGACUCA
This is a messenger RNA of Carlito syrichta (Philippine tarsier), 1166 nucleotides long. It is a transcript of the gene DTWD2, whose product is annotated as DTW domain containing 2. The record is from RefSeq and is a predicted model, not a curated record. NCBI's taxonomy places the organism in Eukaryota, Metazoa, Chordata, Mammalia, Primates, Tarsiidae. Bases 86 to 982 code for a protein of 298 amino acids. The transcript has 6 exons.